AUGCAAUUUGAAAAAAAAUGUAUACGACAAAAUCUAUCGUUGUUUGAUAUUGUUGAUAAUUCUGCUUAUGGUGAUCCAAUAUAUUUUAUAGCUGCUGUAUUAGAUCCAUCAUUUAAAUUUUUAUGGAUUCGUGAUUUAAAAUUACCUAUUCCAAUGGAAAAUCGUUUAAAACAACACAUAAUCGAAUUGAUUAUUAAUGAAAUGAAAAAAGAUUUACCAGCAUCAACUAUUGAACCAGUGAAGAUUAAUUUUUCUUCAAUAUCAUCAUCAAUAUUUUCUUCUUCUACUACUACUACACCACAAAGAAAAAGACGAAAAUUGUUUAAUUAUGAUGAUAAUAUUAUCAAUGAUUCAAAUGCAUCGUCGACACUUGAUCCUGCUGUAGAAUUAGAUGCAUUUUCAAAAUGGUCCAGUUCGUUCAAAUUUUUCGAAUUACUGGUUCCAUUCACUACUAAAAAUUUUGAAGAACUUAAUUGUACGAAUUUUCUCAGUUCAAGCAAGUUCAGCUCCAAUUGA
This is a messenger RNA of Rotaria sordida, 516 nucleotides long. The record is from the annotation of a GenBank genome assembly. Lineage: Eukaryota; Metazoa; Rotifera; Eurotatoria; Philodinida; Philodinidae.